This is a messenger RNA of Fusarium fujikuroi IMI 58289, 1200 nucleotides long. RefSeq lists its product as uncharacterized. The record is from RefSeq and is a predicted model, not a curated record. The transcript is spliced from 2 exons. The coding region runs from base 1 to 1200 and encodes 399 amino acids. NCBI's taxonomy places the organism in Eukaryota, Fungi, Ascomycota, Sordariomycetes, Hypocreales, Nectriaceae.
AUGGACUGGGACCAGUCGCAGAUUUCCCAAGCCAUCCGCCAUUUAGAUUUCAACUUGAGCACUAAGUGGGACCAUGCGUUUAAAUUGUUCGCAGAUGCGCAGAGAGUCGAGAUUCAAAGAUAUCUGCAAGCUGGGUCUAGCAACCUAGAGCAUGUUGUUCGAAAAACCUUGCAAGAAUAUGUUACUGGUGGAAGAAUUAUCAUUCAGUCGCCCUAUUCGCCGGAAGAACCUUCCAAGUCGCCCUCGGCUGGACCCCCAAAGCAGCAGCUAGCAGCGGAAUCGGACCAGCACGACGAGGUUGAACGUUUGAGUUUGAAGUUGCAAAAGACAGAAGAAGAACUCACGGCCGCCAAAUCUCAACUAGAAGAAGCUGAGAUCAGAACUGAUCAACUGCGUAAGCUCAUCAUUCCAGUUGGGACAGAACCGAUCUUGGACAGCAAGAUACAGCAGCUAUUUUUUGAAAUCCGUACCCUGACUCAAAAGGUUGUAUCCAGGCUUUAUACAAAAGCUCCGCGAUAUUGGGAGUCUUCUAUAGAUGAGAGCAGGGUAUUCUUCAAAGGCAUACAGGAUCUUCCCCCAGGCCUUCAACAGGAUGCCAUUCAUUCAGAACUAUUCACCUGUCUGAGGCGAUGGCUGUUUUCGAACGAGAUCAAGGAAUGCGGUCUGGGAGAGGGACACGAAAACCUGCAGAGCCUUCUUGGCCAAACAGAAGAGGCUCUCUUCGAAGCUGUUGGAGCUAAGUAUCCUGGUGAACGUCACAGGGAAGAGAUACAAGAGUGGAGAAGUGCUACGUUCAAAUGUACAGAGCUCUUACAAGAUACAUCAAACGAUCCAGCCUAUUACGCAGCCAAUCUUGCAGGCUGCUUCAAGCCCGCAGAGACAGACGAUCUAAAGGCUCAACAACGUGGUAGAAAGAACCUGCAGACUCUCUGUGAGAGGUCCUUAGAACUUGGGGCUCUGAUGCGGCGUACUGAGGACAGCUUUGAAGUUUUCGCCGUCAAAGACGGUACUCACCUCGUGGAAUGUGAGGAUAUAGUUGAGAAGUGGAGGAACUACAGUGAGGAGGGUGCUUCUGGGGUAGAAAUCACUGUUUGGUGUCUCUUUGGAGGACUGAGGAAGAUAUCAAAGGAGUAUCCAACUAAGCCAGUGGUCCUGGAGAAGGCACGGGUUGCAACGCGAUUUGUGAGACGUGCGGAGUAG